Mitosporidium daphniae is the source of this 384-nucleotide messenger RNA. RefSeq lists its product as uncharacterized. The record is from RefSeq and is a predicted model, not a curated record. The transcript has 2 exons. Gene Ontology annotation, molecular function: RNA binding; structural constituent of ribosome. Gene Ontology annotation, cellular component: cytosolic large ribosomal subunit; ribosome. NCBI's taxonomy places the organism in Eukaryota, Fungi, Microsporidia. Bases 1 to 384 code for a protein of 127 amino acids. Gene Ontology annotation, biological process: cytoplasmic translation; ribosomal large subunit biogenesis.
AUGAAGCUGAAUCCAGAGGUGACUUCAUCGCGCAGAAAGUGCCGUAAGGCCCACUUCACUGCUCCCUCUCAUCUACGCCAAAAGCUGAUGAGCUCUGCUCUCUCCAAGGAGCUGCGCCAGAAGUAUCUGGUUAGAUCCAUGCCCAUCAGGAAAGACGAUGAAGUGCUCAUUGCGAGCGGAAAAUUCAAGGGCAGAGAGGGCAAAAUCACAGCCGUCUAUCGCAAAAAGUUUGUCGUCAACAUUGAGCGUAUCUCUCGCGAAAAGGUUCAAGGCGCCACAGUCCCAAUCGGCAUCCACCCAUCGAAUCUUGUUAUCACCAAGCUUCACCUUGACAAGGACCGCUUGGCAAAGCUCGCCUCCAAGGCCAAGCCAAAAGCUAAUUAA